This is a messenger RNA of Vombatus ursinus (common wombat), 1473 nucleotides long. RefSeq names its product keratin associated like protein 29-1 (gene KRTAP29-1). The record is from RefSeq and is a predicted model, not a curated record. The coding region runs from base 38 to 1126 and encodes 362 amino acids. Gene Ontology annotation, molecular function: structural molecule activity. The transcript has a single exon. NCBI's taxonomy places the organism in Eukaryota, Metazoa, Chordata, Mammalia, Diprotodontia, Vombatidae. Gene Ontology annotation, cellular component: keratin filament.
UUGAACCAAUUUAGCCACCGACAGAAUUCUUAACACUAUGCCUGAUAGCUGUUGUCUCAGAACCUGCCAGGCUGUUCCAUCUGCACCUACCAUACCCUUCUACUCCAAUGGUGGCGCCCAUGGAAAGGCUAUCUACCUGCCUAGUUCCUGCCAAGGCAAAACGUGGCAACUAGUUACCUGCCAAGAAAACUGCCAGCCAUCUAGCUGCAACUUGAGUUGCCCUGACCCUACAUGCUGUGAGCCCACAUCCUGCCAACUGACUUGCCUUCCAUCAGCAUCUCAUGUGGGUUUCGUCUGCCAACCCAUUUGUAAUACUGCUAGGUGUUGUGAAGCUAGUGGUGCCCAAUCGGCUUGCAUUGUCAGCAGUUGUCUGCAACCUUGCUCUGAAUCUAAUUCCUGCCGAUCGACUUGUGAUACCACUGCCUGCCAACCAGCUUCCUGUCAGGAAGCUGUGUGUGAGCCUGGGUCAUGUCCAUCAGCUUGCUGCCAAUCAACAGGCUGCGAGUCCAGUUCCUGCCAGCCAAUCUGCUCUGAAUCCAGUUCUUGUCCUCAGAUGUCCUGUCAGCCAGCCAUCUGCAUGCCCAGUUCAUGCCAACCAACUCCUUGCCAGAUAAGUUCAUGCCAACCAACUAGCUGUGAAGGCCAGUCCUGUGGACCAACUUACUAUCAGCCUGUCUACUUUCUCAGCUCUUGCCAACCACUUCCUUACAUGCCUGUUUCUUGUCAGCCAUCUUUCUGUGUGCCUAGCUUUUACAAACAAACUUCCUGCGUUCCUAUGUCCUUCCAGUCCUUUUAUUGCCAGCCACCUUCUUAUAUGUCUUAUGUCUGCCAGCCAACCAGCUGCCAACUCAAAUGCUCUGUGCAGAAUUCCUGCAAAUCAGUCUGUGGAACGUCUCUCUCCUGCCAACCAACUCGUUGUGUGCCCUCUUCCUACAAAAGGAACGCAAACAAGUCCACUUCUUUCCAGCCGGCUUGCUGUGUGACUGGUUCUGAAAAACCAUCUAGCUGUGGCAUUGGUUACUACCAACCUACUUCCCCAAGUUACUGCAAGACAAGUAGACACCUGCUCAGGUCCUGCCGACCCAAUAGCUAUGCAUCCAGCAUCCACAAAUCUACCUAUUGCUAAUGGAGAAGACUGCCUCAUAUGAGAAGUCAAGUCUGCUGAACAGCACCUUGCUGCAUUGCUUACGUCUUAUUUCUUGGUAUACAACAAAUUCUCCCAAGCGUAUCUUUCUGCUGUUCAUCAACUAUGCCAUACAUACUCUCUGAUUCCAAUCCCGAAAGUCUCUGCAGGCAAUGGAAGCAGAUGCUAGGAAAUGAUUUUCUUAAAACACAAGGGAAAGACACUGGGCAACAACGGGUCAAACUAUGUUUUGUGUUUCUUGAUUCUGUCAAUCUCAUUUCAUUUCAGCAAAUGAUCUUUCCUGGGUUCUUUCUAUACUAUUUAAAAGGCAACUUACUGCCUUUGUUAGU